AUGUCACGUGUGCCCUCCUUGUUCCUCAUGUCACGUGUGCCCUCCUUGUUCCUCAUGUCACGUGUGCCCUCCUUGUUCCUCAUGUCACGUGUGCCCUCCUUGUUCCUCAUGUCACGUGUGCCCUCCUUGUUCCUCAUGUCACGUGUGCCCUCCUUGUUCCUCAUGUCACGUGUGCCCUCCUUGUUCCUCAUGUCACGUGUGCCCUCCUUGUUCCUCAUGUCACGUGUGCCCUCCUUGUUCCUCAUGUCACGUGUGCCCUCCUUGUUCCUCAUGUCACGUGUGCCCUCCUUGUUCCUCAUGUCACGUGUGCCCUCCUUGUUCCUCAUGUCACGUGUGCCCUCCUUGUUCCUCAUGUCACGUGUGCCCUCCUUGUUCCUCAUGUCACGUGUGCCCUCCUUGUUCCUCAUGUCACGUGUGCCCUCCUUGUUCCUCAUGUCACGUGUGCCCUCCUUGUUCCUCAUGUCACGUGUGCCCUCCUUGUUCCUCAUGUCACGUGUGCCCUCCUUGUUCCUCAUGUCACGUGUGCCCUCCUUGUUCCUCAUGUCACGUGUGCCCUCCUUGUUCCUCAUGUCACGUGUGCCCUCCUUGUUCCUCAUGUCACGUGUGCCCUCCUUGUUCCUCAUGUCACGUGUGCCCUCCUUGUUCCUCAUGUCACGUGUGCCCUCCUUGUUCCUCAUGUCACGUGUGCCCUCCUUGUUCCUCAUGUCACGUGUGCCCUCCUUGUUCCUCAUGUCACGUGUGCCCUCCUUGUUCCUCAUGUCACGUGUGCCCUCCUUGUUCCUCAUGUCACGUGUGCCCUCCUUGUUCCUCAUGUCACGUGUGCCCUCCUUGUUCCUCAUGUCACGUGUGCCCUCCUUGUUCCUCAUGUCACGUGUGCCCUCCUUGUUCCUCAUGUCACGUGUGCCCUCCUUGUUCCUCAUGUCACGUGUGCCCUCCUUGUUCCUCAUGUCACGUGUGCCCUCCUUGUUCCUCAUGUCACGUGUGCACUCCUUGUUCCUCAUGUCACGUGUGCCCUCCUUGUUCCUCAUGUCACGUGUGCCCUCCUUGUUCCUCAUGUCACGUGUGCCCUCCUUGUUCCUCAUGUCACGUGUGCCCUCCUUGUUCCUCAUGUCACGUGUGCCCUCCUUGUUCCUCAUGUCACGUGUGCCCUCCUUGUUCCUCAUGUCACGUGUGCCCUCCUUGUUCCUCAUGUCACGCGUGCCCUCCUUGUUCCUCAUGUCACGUGUGCCCUCCUUGUUCCUCAUGUCACGUGUGCCCUCCUUGUUCCUCAUGUCACGUGUGCCCUCCUUGUUCCUCAUGUCACGUGUGCCCUCCUUGUUCCUCAUGUCACGUGUGCCCUCCUUGUUCCUCAUGUCACGUGUGCCCUCCUUGUUCCUCAUGUCACGUGUGCCCUCCUUGUUCCUCAUGUCACGUGUGCCCUCCUUGUUCCUCAUGUCACGUGUGCCCUCCUUGUUCCUCAUGUCACGUGUGCCCUCCUUGUUCCUCAUGUCACGUGUGCCCUCCUUGUUCCUCAUGUCACGUGUGCCCUCCUUGUUCCUCAUGUCACGUGUGCACUCCUUGUUCCUCAUGUCACGUGUGCCCUCCUUGUUCCUCAUGUCACGUGUGCCCUCCUUGUUCCUCAUGUCACGUGUGCCCUCCUUGUUCCUCAUGUCACGUGUGCCCUCCUUGUUCCUCAUGUCACGUGUGCCCUCCUUGUUCCUCAUGUCACGUGUGCCCUCCUUGUUCCUCAUGUCACGUGUGCCCUCCUUGUUCCUCAUGUCACGUGUGCCCUCCUUGUUCCUCAUGUCACGUGUGCCCUCCUUGUUCCUCAUGUCACGUGUGCCCUUCCUUGUUCCUCAUGUCACGUGUGCCCUCCUUGUUCCUCAUGUCACGUGUGCCCUCCUUGUUCCUCAUGUCACGUGUGCCCUCCUUGUUCCUCAUGUCACGUGUGCCCUCCUUGUUCCUCAUGUCACGUGUGCCCUCCUUGUUCCUCAUGUCACGUGUGCCCUCCUUGUUCCUCAUGUCACGUGUGCCCUCCUUGUUCCUCAUGUCACGUGUGCCCUUCUUGUUCCUCAUGUCACGUGUGCCCUCCUUGUUCCUCAUGUCACGUGUGCCCUCCUUGUUCCUCAUGUCACGUGUGCCCUCCUUGUUCCUCAUGUCACGUGUGCCCUCCUUGUUCCUCAUGUCACGUGUGCCCUCCUUGUUCCUCAUGUCACGUGUGCCCUCCUUGUUCCUCAUGUCACGUGUGCCCUCCUUGUUCCUCAUGUCACGUGUGCCCUCCUUGUUCCUCAUGUCACGUGUGCCCUCCUUGUUCCUCAUGUCACGUGUGCCCUCCUUGUUCCUCAUGUCACGUGUGCCCUCCUUGUUCCUCAUGUCACGUGUGCCCUCCUUGUUCCUCAUGUCACGUGUGCACUCCUUGUUCCUCAUGUCACGUGUGCCCUCCUUGUUCCUCAUGUCACGUGUGCCCUCCUUGUUCCUCAUGUCACGUGUGCCCUCCUUGUUCCUCAUGUCACGUGUGCCCUCCUUGUUCCUCAUGUCACGUGUGCCCUCCUUGUUCCUCAUGUCACGUGUGCCCUCCUUGUUCCUCAUGUCACGUGUGCCCUCCUUGUUCCUCAUGUCACGUGUGCCCUCCUUGUUCCUCAUGUCACGUGUGCCCUCCUUGUUCCUCAUGUCACGUGUGCCCUCUUGUUCCUCAUGUCACGUGUGCCCUCCUUGUUCCUCAUGUCACGUGUGCCCUCCUUGUUCCUCAUGUCACGUGUGCCCUCCUUGUUCCUCAUGUCACGUGUGCCCUCCUUGUUCCUCAUGUCACGUGUGCCCUCCUUGUUCCUCAUGUCACGUGUGCCCUCCUUGUUCCUCAUGUCACGUGUGCCCUCCUUGUUCCUCAUGUCACGUGUGCCCUUCUUGUUCCUCAUGUCACGUGUGCCCUCCUUGUUCCUCAUGUCACGUGUGCCCUCCUUGUUCCUCAUGUCACGUGUGCCCUCCUUGUUCCUCAUGUCACGUGUGCCCUCCUUGUUCCUCAUGUCACGUGUGCCCUCCUUGUUCCUCAUGUCACGUGUGCCCUCCUUGUUCCUCAUGUCACGUGUGCCCUCCUUGUUCCUCAUGUCACGUGUGCCCUCCUUGUUCCUCAUGUCACGUGUGCCCUCCUUGUUCCUCAUGUCACGUGUGCCCUCCUUGUUCCUCAUGUCACGUGUGCCCUUCUUGUUCCUCAUGUCACGUGUGCCCUCCUUGUUCCUCAUGUCACGUGUGCCCUCCUUGUUCCUCAUGUCACGUGUGCCCUCCUUGUUCCUCAUGUCACGUGUGCCCUCCUUGUUCCUCAUGUCACGUGUGCCCUCCUUGCCCCUCACGUGGAAUGACCCAGCCGCGCAAUCACCGGAAGCACACGUGCCAUCUCGCCUGCUCCACCACCACCCCAACCACCCGGCGCGCCUUUCACUCCCCCUCCCUUCCCCCCUUCCAGUCCUGCAGUCGCCCUCACCAAGCUUCACCAUCAACGGGGGCGAGCUGCAUCUGCGCAACCAGGGCACGCAUCUGUGCCGCCUGGCGAGCUCGUCCAACUCGCACCAGCUGGCGCGGCUGCUGGAGUUCGGCGCCGACCCCAACUCCGCUGACUACGACGGCCGCACCGCGCUGCACGUGGCGGCUGCUGAGGGGCACCUCAACGUUGUCAAGGUGGGUCAAGAAGAUUCAAUGCGAGUCCAGGUUCUGCUGCAGGGAGGGGCGAGCCCUAGUGUGCGCGACCGGUGGCAGCGCACACCCAUGGACGAGGCGAGGGACAACAACCACACAGUUGUGGUGGCCACUCUGCUGCGCGCCGCUGCCUCCGCCACCCCCACUCCCAGCCCCCGCUCCCCCACCCCUCACCCUUCUGCUCCUGCUGCCGCUGCUCCUGCUCCAGCUGCUGGUUCUCCUGCAAACACUCCUGCUGCUCCUCCUCCUCUUCCUCCUCCUGCUGCUGCUUCGUCAUCCCACGCCAGCCCGAUUCCUCCUCCUCGUGCCCUUCCUCUGUCUCCUGCCGCUCCUCCUGCUGUGGCCUCUGCUGUUGCACCUUCCUCCCCCACUGCACCCUCUCCUCCCACUACCGCCUCGCCGCUAGCCCGUUCUCCCAUUCCUUCCGGCACGGCCGCACUUGCAUCAAAUGCACUGGUUCUUGAACCUCCUGCCGUGACUGGUCCAUCCGUUCCUAUCGUGAGCCUGCAGCUGAUGUAA
Closterium sp. NIES-65 is the source of this 4185-nucleotide messenger RNA. NCBI's taxonomy places the organism in Eukaryota, Viridiplantae, Streptophyta, Zygnematophyceae, Desmidiales, Closteriaceae. The record is from the annotation of a GenBank genome assembly.